AUUUGUAAUUCAUCAACUUUCAUUGGACAUUUGAAAAUGAAUGACUGAACAUCUUUCACGUUUCAUAAGCCAUUGUUGUGAGUGUAAAUACGUAUGCCGGUGACUGACGCGGUGGGCGGGCCUUCAGCCCCAAGCUGCCCGUGUGGUGUCUCCUCAUGCUGCAGCUGGACACCGGCUCCUUCCUUCAGAAGACCUGCAGAUCUAGAGACUCCUGUGCGAGCAGCGCGUCCACAAAGACUCCAUUUGAACAAUCGAGUUUGCCACCAUGGUGAACCAGGUUCAGCAAGUGGAUGGAACCUGGCAGACGACCAAGAGUGACUCCAGCGGUGCCAGUUACAGUGGCGGGGAUAGUUCGAAGGAAAGCUCCCGCUGUUCCACGCCGGUGCUGGAUGCUGACCGAUCUGACAGGCUACGGGAAAAGAUGAGGAGGAGAAUCGAGUCGAAAGACUUCUGGUUCUCGCUGGAGUUUUUCCCUCCUCGCACCGCCAGUGGGGCAGUGAACCUCAUCUCCAGGUUUGACCGCAUGGGAUCUGGGGGUCCACUCUUCAUCGAUGUCACCUGGCAUCCAGCAGGAGACCCUGGCUCUGACAAGGAGACCUCCUCCAUGAUGAUCGCUAGUACGGCGGUCAACUACUGUGGCCUGGAAAGCAUCCUCCACUUGACCUGUUCUAACCAGACAAAAGAGACGAUCACCGGUUAUCUCGGAAAAGCAAAGCACCUCGGCCUGAAAAAUAUCAUGGCUCUCCGAGGAGAUCCAGUAGGAGAUGACUGGGAGGAGGAAGAAGGAGGCUUCAACUAUGCGGUGGACCUUGUCAAACACAUUCGCUCCGAGUUCGAUCAGUACUUUGACAUCUGCGUCGCUGGUUACCCCACUGGACACCCUGAGGCUCAGAGCUAUGAAGAAGAUUUGCAGCACCUGAAGGAGAAGGUGGACGCUGGAGCUGACUUUGUCAUCACGCAGCUCUUCUUCAGGGCGGAAACGUUUCUCAAAUUUUUAGAUGACUGCAGGGCUAUUGGGAUCACAUGUCCCAUCCUGCCAGGAAUCUUCCCCAUUCAGGGAUACCAGUCCCUGCGCCAGCUGGUUAAGCUUUCCAAACUGGAAGUACCAGAGGAGAUCACCCAGGUCAUCGAGCCCAUCAAAGACAAUGAUGCUGCAAUUCGUAACUACGGCAUCCAGCAGGCUGUGGACAUGUGCCGGGUGCUGUUGGACAGCGGCAAGGUCCCAGGGCUCCACUUCUACACGCUCAAUCGGGAGGUGGCCACCAUGGAGGUCCUUCGCCAGCUAGGACUAUGGAUAGAAGACCCCAGGCGACCUCUCCCCUGGGCAGUGAGUGCUAAUCCCAAACGGAAGGUGGAGGAUGUGCGACCAAUCUUCUGGGCGUCCAGACCUAAGAGCUACAUCUACAGAACCCAGGAGUGGGACGAGUUCCCCAAUGGCAGAUGGGGGAACUCAUCAUCCCCAGCUUUUGGAGAAUUGAACGACUACUACCUGUUCUACCUGAAGAGCAAGUCUUCAAAGGACUCACUGCUGCAGAUGUGGGGGGAGGAGCUACAGAACGAAAAAUGCGUCUACGAGGUCUUCACUUCCUAUAUCACAGCGCAACCGAAUCGCACUGGACACAAGGUCAUGUGUUUGCCCUGGAAUGAUGAGCCUCUGGCUCAAGAGACAAACCUGCUAAAAAACGAACUGGAGAAGGUCAACAGAAGAGGCGUCCUCACCAUCAACUCACAGCCCAACAUCAACGGGAAACCCUCAACGGACCCCAUCUUUGGCUGGGGUCCAGCUGGAGGCUACGUCUUCCAGAAGUCCUACCUGGAGUUCUUCACCUCCAGCGAAAACGUCUCUGCUCUCCUCAAAGUGCUGAAGAAGUACGAGCCCAGAGUCAACUACCACAUCGUGAACGUGCACGGGCAGAACCUGACCAAUGCCCCAGAAAUGCAGCCCAACGCUGUGACCUGGGGCAUCUUUCCAGGCAGGGAGAUCGUUCAGCCCACAGUCGUCGACCCUGUGAGCUUCAUAUUCUGGAAGGAUGAGGCAUUCGCCUUGUGGAUCGAGCAGUGGGCCAAACUCUACGAAGACGAGUCACCAUCCAGGAUGAUCAUCAAGUACAUCCACGAUAACUACUUCCUGGUCAACCUGGUGGACAACGACUUCCCUCUAGACAGCUGUCUAUGGCAGGUCCUGGACGACAUGUUUGAGCUGCUGGACGCUCCUACUGAGCCGCUCUCGGAUGGAGCACUCUCUGAAUAAAUCCAUGUCUUCACAUGACUUAAGUGCUGCUGGACCUGUGGAGCACCACCUGAUUCGGUCAACACUAAAGGGUGCCUCAUCUGGUCACACCUGUUGUCUUUUUAGAUUUCACCAUGACAGACUUUAUAACCGCAAACUGACAGUAGAAUUAAAUUAGUUUUUAGAUCCUAAACAUAUUUAUUUAGACGAGCUAGAGUGAGAUGUUUACAUUGUGUGUGUGCGCUUGUGUUUCCUGAAUAUAUGGCACAAUGGUGUGUAAUAAGGUGUUACUGACACUUAAGUGAGUCUUUCACAUUUUUCUUAUGAGUUGAACACAAAUUCUGCUUUUAGCAACCGUUACAUUUAUUUUUUAAAUGCCUCUCCUCUCACCUAAGUUGC
This is a messenger RNA of Synchiropus splendidus (mandarinfish), 2629 nucleotides long. It is a transcript of the gene mthfr, whose product is annotated as methylenetetrahydrofolate reductase (NAD(P)H). Gene Ontology annotation, molecular function: methylenetetrahydrofolate reductase [NAD(P)H] activity; FAD binding. The record is from RefSeq and is a predicted model, not a curated record. Gene Ontology annotation, cellular component: cytosol. The transcript has 12 exons. The coding region runs from base 266 to 2251 and encodes 661 amino acids. Gene Ontology annotation, biological process: tetrahydrofolate interconversion. NCBI's taxonomy places the organism in Eukaryota, Metazoa, Chordata, Actinopteri, Syngnathiformes, Callionymidae.